Molecule: messenger RNA, 1783 nt
Organism: Pyrenophora tritici-repentis Pt-1C-BFP
Lineage: Eukaryota; Fungi; Ascomycota; Dothideomycetes; Pleosporales; Pleosporaceae
Product: AmtB, Ammonia permease
Biological process (GO): ammonium transmembrane transport
Cellular component (GO): plasma membrane
Molecular function (GO): ammonium channel activity
Source: RefSeq, a predicted model, not a curated record
ACAGCUUGUGUGUACCGAGCGGACCCGAUUCCCGAACGGUGUAUACUUGUUACUUCGUUCCCUUGCACAUCACAAUCCCAUCUUCGCUUCGGCAACUAUUUUUUUGCGGUUUCGGCGCCAUCUUUACUUGCUUUUAAAGACUUUUGGGGCUGACGCCAAGUGUGUCGACUCCCACCCCAGCCCUGAACCUGUGUGGUAGCGGUCUACUAGUCUUCACCUGCAUCGACUGCACAAUCUCUCCAUUUCCACCUUAACAACCGUGCUGGAUUCUGGAACAAUAUCUACAUACCCCACGAUUUCUCUCAACUGUACUUCGCGCUCGCCUCAUCCAUCGCAUUCAUAGGAAGCCAAAUCGCCAACUUACCCAGAAGAAGACGACAUCAUGGAUCCUGUUACAUCGGGAAUGGACCCCACUGUCCCUCUGGAGGCCUUUACCAAUACGACAUACGCUACGGGUGGUGACUCGAGGUUAUACAAUCUCAAUGUAUUCUACAACCCCGGCGACAUCGCUUGGAUGAUUACAUCAACCGCUCUCGUGCUGCUCAUGAUCCCGGGCGUAGGCUUCUUCUAUUCGGGAUUGGCACGAAGAAAGUCUGCGCUAUCGCUACUAUGGCUGUCCGUCAUGGCGACGGCCGUCGUUUCCUUUCAAUGGUUCUUCUGGGGUUACUCUCUAGCCUUUUCGCACAAGGCUGGAAAGUAUAUCGGCACCCUGGAUAACUUCGCCUUAGUGGACGUGCUAGGCGCACCCUCGGUCGGAAGCCCGCGUAUUCCUGAUCUCUUGUUCUGUGUCUACCAGGGCAUGUUCGCUGCUAUUACCGUUGCUCUUGCCGUAGGUGCCGUUGCCGAGCGAGGACGCAUGCUUCCAUGCAUCAUCUACAUGUUUGUCUGGACGACUGUCGUAUACGACCCCAUCGCAUGCUGGACUUGGAACCCAUCCGGAUGGGUCUUCCAGAUGGGUGGUCUCGACUUUGCUGGUGGAACUCCUGUGCAUAUCGCAUCCGGAUGUGCUGCCCUCGGCUACUCGUACAUGCUGGGGAAGCGAAGCGGUCAUGGUACCCAGGAGCUCAACUACCGCCCCCACAACGUUACACAUAUCGUUAUCGGCACCGUCUUCCUCUGGGUAGGAUGGUUCGGCUUCAACGCUGGCUCCGCCUUAUCUGCUAACCUCCGAGCUGUCAUGGCGGCUGUAUGCACCAACCUUGCCGCGUGCGUUGGUGGAAUUACCUGGUGCCUGGUUGACUACCGCCUGGAACGCAAGUGGUCUACUGUUGGCUUCUGCUCUGGAGUAAUUGCUGGUCUUGUGACCAUCACUCCGGGAUCUGGGUACGUCCCCGCUUGGUCUGCUGUCGUUUUUGGUGUGUGCGGUGGUAUUGCUUGCAACUACGCUACCAAACUUAAAUACUUCCUCCGAUGCGACGAUGCGCUCGACAUCUUCGCUGUUCACGGUGUUGGCGGCUUCAUUGGAAACAUUCUUACCGCAUUCUUUGCUGCUGACUACAUAGCGCAUCUCGACGGCUACACGGUCAUCACGGGCGGCUUCCUCAACCACCACUGGAUGCAGAUGGCCUACCAACUUGCCGACUCCUUUACUGGCGGCACCUACUCCUUCCUCGGAACCUGUCUCAUCCUCGGUAUCCUCGACUUUAUCGGCAAAUUUAUUCCUGCCUUCAGGCUCCGCGCCAGCGAGGAGGAAGAGGCUGCUGGUAUUGACGACGUUGAGAUUGGCGAGUUCGCCGUAAGUUUUCCCACUCUUCCUUACUACUUGAAGUUGAACGAAUACUAA